This is a messenger RNA of Passer domesticus (house sparrow), 1089 nucleotides long. RefSeq names its product lymphocyte antigen 6E. The coding region runs from base 136 to 516 and encodes 126 amino acids. The transcript has 3 exons. Gene Ontology annotation, molecular function: acetylcholine receptor inhibitor activity. The record is from RefSeq and is a predicted model, not a curated record. Gene Ontology annotation, cellular component: plasma membrane. Lineage: Eukaryota; Metazoa; Chordata; Aves; Passeriformes; Passeridae.
GAGGCGGCGCGGGGGCCGGGCCCGGCCCGCGGGGCGGAGCCGCCGGCCUUUCCCCACCCCCGGCGCCCGGCCCUGCCGCCAGCCCUGAGCUCCUCCAGCCGCCCUGCGCAAGUCUCCGGCCACAUCGUCCGCACCAUGAAGGCGCUCCUGCUCGCUGUGCUGGCCGCGGUGCUGUGCGUGGAGAGAGCCCACACGCUCAUCUGCUUUUCCUGCUCGGAUGCCUCCUCCAACUGGGCCUGCCUGACGCCUGUCAAGUGUGGAGAGAAUGAAAACCACUGCGUGACGACGUACGUCGGAGUGGGACUCGGCGGCAAAUCCGGCCAGUCCAUCUCGAAGGGAUGCUCUCCCAUCUGCCCCAGCGCCGGGAUCAACCUGGGAAUAGCGGCCGCCUCCGUUUACUGCUGCGACUCCUUCCUCUGCAACAUCAGCGGUUCCAGCAGCGUCCGAGCCAGCUACGCCAUCCUGGCCUUGGGAAUUCUCAUCAGCUUCAUCUACGUCCUCCAGGCUCGCCAGUGAUGGGGCUGCCUGAGGAAGAGCCGCCUCCCACGGGUCUCGUUAGCCAAUAUCUUCUCUGUUGCUGUCUGCAAGGAGAUCCUCUACUUCUCAGCAGGCUUCCAAGGUGAUUGUUUCCCGGACUUUUUUUGCUCUUCCAAGCGCUGGAGACCUGGGUGGUUUGGCCGAGCUGUUCUCCUCCUCCUGUGGACGUCUCCCGCUGCACUCUCGCUCCUCCUUCGCCAAGGUGGAUGAUUUUGGAAGGGUUUCUGCUUUUUCUACCUAUUAAUAAUCCCCCACUCCCCCACACCCCCUAAUUUCUAAGGUUGGUUAAACCAGGCUGGGACUCACUGAGAACAGAUUUCACCCCAAGCACCACCAGGUCUGCUCCAGCACAUGGGUGGCACAGGCAGAGGGAAUGCAGGAUCCAAAGGGAGACACAUUCCUGGCCCCUCGCAGCUGCAGUCUCUUUUUAUAAAAUAGUCUCGUUUCUUCUGAUCCUGGGCUGACUUUUCUGGAAAACCAAUGCCGUGUACCUUGUCCUUUCAAGUUCUGUAAGUGCCAGACCUGAAUAAACUUGCUCCUGUUGUUACCUGA